AUGGCUGCCGCUUUCCUUCCCCUCUUCCUGGUUCUGCUGUGUGUCCCGCUUUUCCUGUCGUCCCUCCAGCCGAACGAACGUCGUGUGGUGGCCUACAUUCCUGGCGACUUGAUCAUUGGCGCUCUGUUCUCCGUCCACCACCAGCCGGCGGCAGACCGCGCCCACGAGCGCAAGUGCGGUGAGGUGCGUGAGCAGUACGGCAUCCAGCGCGUCGAGGCCAUGAUGCUGACGCUCAACCGCAUCAACUCCGACCCGGACAUCCUGCCCAACGUCACGCUCGGCUGCGAGAUACGUGACUCCUGUUGGCACUCUGCAGUCGCACUCGAGCAAAGCAUUGAGUUCAUACGUGACUCGCUUAUUGCUGCCGAGAGCCCCACGCCAGCUCCACUCGAUCCUAUUUCUGAAGAUGCGCCAACUGGGGGUGGGGCUAAGUGUUCAGAGGGCCUGCCCACCAAGGGGAAGAAGCCCAUCGUGGGCUUGAUUGGACCUGGCUCGAGCUCGGUGGCUAUUCAGGUGCAGAACCUGCUGCAGCUGUUCAACAUCCCUCAGAUCGCUUACUCGGCCACCAGCAUGGACCUGAGUGACAAAUCGCUGUAUAAAUACUUCAUGAGGGUCGUUCCAUCGGACGCGCAGCAGGCCAGAGCCAUGGUGGACAUCGUCAAACACUACAACUGGAGUUACGUCUCCACCAUUCAUACAGAGGGUAACUAUGGCGAAAGUGGAAUGGCAGCGUUUAAGGAGAUGGCUCUGAAGGAAGGCAUCUGCAUCGCACACUCUGAUAAGAUCUGGAGUAACGCAGGUGAACACAGCUUUGACCGUCUGCUGGUGAAGCUGCGCAGUCGUCUGCCCAAGGCACGCGUGGUGGUGUGUUUCUGUGAAGGCAUGACCGUCCGCGGGAUCCUCAUGGCCAUGAGACGCCAGAGCCUCGCUGGGGAGUUCAUGCUCUUUGGCAGCGAUGGAUGGGCAGAUCGUUAUGACGUAACUGACGGGUAUGUGCGCGAGGCAGCAGGUGGGCUCACAAUUAAACUGCGAUCCUCGGACGUGAAGUGGUUCGACGAUUACUAUUUAAACCUACGUCCUGACAACAAUCUGCGCAAUCCCUGGUUCCCUGAGUUCUGGCAGCAUCGCUUCAAGUGCAGACUGAAGGGUCAUCCUCAGGAGAACCCUGUCUACAACCAGACCUGUAGCAAGCAUAUGUCAUUGCGACAGCAGUACGCUCAGGACACUAAGAUGGGCUUUGUAAUAAAUGCGAUCUACAGCAUGGCGUAUGGGCUCCAUAAGAUGCAGAGAGUUCUCUGUCCUGGUAUGGUGGGGCUCUGUGAUGCCAUGCGGCCAAUCGAUGGUUCUAAACUGCUCGAGUUUCUCAUGAAGACCAACUUCACAGGGGUCAAUGGAGAGAACAUCUACUUUGAUGAGAAUGGAGAUUCGCCAGGAAGCUAUGUGAUCAUGAACUUUAAGAAGAUGGGGAAAGACUACUACGACUACACUAACGUGGGCAGCUGGGACAACAGUGGCCUGCAGAUAGACGAUGACGAAAUCUGGCCCAACAAAGACAGCAUCGUUAAGUCGGUCUGCAGCGAGCCCUGCGAUAAAGGACAGAUCAAGGUGAUCCGUAAAGGUGAGGUGAGCUGCUGUUGGACGUGUACCCCCUGUAAGGAAAACGAGUUUGUGUUUGAUGAGUACACGUGCCGCGCCUGUGAACUCGGAUCCUGGCCUACCGAUGACCUCACAGGUUGUGACCCAAUCCCAGUCGAGUAUCUGCACUGGGGCGACCCAGAGCCGAUUGCGGCAGUGGUUUUCUCCUGUCUCGGCCUCCUGGUGACGUUUUUCGUGGCAGCCGUGUUUGUGGUGUACCGUGACACGCCUGUGGUGAAGUCGUCAAGCCGUGAGCUCUGCUACGUCAUCCUGUUCGGGAUCGGCCUGGGCUACGUCUGCACCUUCUGUCUGAUAUCUAAACCUCGCAUCAUUUCCUGCUUCCUGCAGCGCCUCGGUGUCGGCCUAGCACCUGCCCUGAGCUACUCGGCUCUCGUCACCAAGACCAACCGCAUCGCUCGCAUCCUGGCAGGCAGCAAAAAGAAAAUCUGCACCAAGAAGCCACGUUUCGUUAGCUCAUGUGCCCAGCUAGCCAUUUCCUCCUUCCUGGUCAUGGUGCAGCUCGGCAUCAUCGUCAUGCUGCUCGUACUGGAGCCACCAGAUGUCGUCUUCCACCAUCCAUCCAUCCGAGAGGUCAAGCUUAUCUGCAACACUAGCAACAUGGGCGUGGUCGCGCCGCUUGGCUACAACGGUGUGCUAAUUCUCAGCUGCACCUUCUACGCAUUCAAAACGCGCAACGUGCCGGCGAACUUUAACGAAGCUAAGCAUGUGGCUUUCACCAUGUACACCACCUGUGUCAUCUGGCUGGCAUUUGUACCCAUCUACUUCGGCUCAGACUACAAGAUUGUUACGACAUGCUUCUCUGUGAGCCUGAGUGGCACUGUGGCACUCGGCUGCAUGUUUGCACCGAAAGUCUACGUCAUCCUGGCCAAGCCUGAACGUAACGUCCGGAGCGCCUUUACCACCUCUACAGCCGUGCGCAUGCAUGUGGGGCGGGGUAAAAAGACACCACCGCCCACCAGCAGCCUUGCCAACUUGUGGAGGAGACGCCCCUCGUCUGGAGACACGCUCAGCUCCAACGGUAAAUCGGUGACAUGGGCUCAGACAGAGCGCAAUUCCAAAGGUGGCCACUUGUGGCAGCGUCUCUCCUUCCACAUCAAAAAGCGAGAAAAUAACCAAACGGCCGUGAUCAAACCUUUCUCCAAGGCAUCGGAGGAAGUCACGCCUGAAAGCGCUACUGAUAAAAUGCUUUACGAAGUCGCAGAGAGCGAGGAGAGAUACCCGAUUAUGUAUCGGCCUCAGACUCCGUCACCGAUCAGCACCGUGAGUCAGAGGACGGGACAAAUUCUAGGGCGGAGCCAAGGUACUGAUGAUGAACAGAUCAUUAGUGUUUCCUCCUCAUCACAGGGUUCGCUGAUGGAGCAAAUCAGCUGCGUUGUGAACCGUUUCACAGCUAACAUCAGUGAACUAAACAGCAUGAUGCUCUCAACUUCACCGACACGUCCUCCAAAAGUCCCACCCCCUUACUUCCUGUCCCGAGACAUGUCCAUGCCUGCCACCAUGACAACCUAUGCUGAAAUUCAACCCCUUCCUCCUGUGGAAUCAAACGGGGGCCGUCCAUCCACUUCCUGCCCCCUCGGAGGUUCUUCGGUUGUUAAAGAGAAGAUUUUGGAACCGACGGCACACGAGUCGCAGGCUUCGAAAGCGGAAAUGGAGGAAAUUCUUGCGCUAACGCCCCCCUCGCCGUUUAGAGAUUCUGUGGCAUCAGGAAGCAUCUCGAAUUCUCCUGCCUCUGGAUCGUCACCCAAAUACGAGUGCUUGGUACUACGGCACUACAGCCAGAGCUCCUCGUCCUUAUAA
Molecule: messenger RNA, 3453 nt
Organism: Neoarius graeffei (lesser salmon catfish)
Lineage: Eukaryota; Metazoa; Chordata; Actinopteri; Siluriformes; Ariidae
Gene: grm5b
Product: glutamate receptor, metabotropic 5b
Exons: 9
Coding region: 1-3453 (1150 amino acids)
Biological process (GO): regulation of synaptic transmission, glutamatergic; trans-synaptic signaling by endocannabinoid, modulating synaptic transmission; G protein-coupled glutamate receptor signaling pathway
Cellular component (GO): postsynaptic density membrane
Molecular function (GO): G protein-coupled receptor activity involved in regulation of postsynaptic membrane potential; adenylate cyclase inhibiting G protein-coupled glutamate receptor activity
Source: RefSeq, a predicted model, not a curated record